UUUAUUUUUAGAAGUACAUAAAAAAUGAGAAUAUGUGUUAAAUCGUUGUUGUUUUCAUAAAAUUUUAGAAAAAGAAAAGUACUCUGGUUAAAAGUUGAUGCAAUCAUGUUGGCUCCAGUCUUUUCUAUGAAACUAAACCAUAAGAUCUUUCCACGCAUGGCAGCAAUUGCAAAAUUUGAUGGCACUCAUCCAUGUCUUACUGCUGCAACAACUGCUGGAAAAGUGUUUAUACAUAAUCCACACAAACGUUUGGAUCGACUUGGUGGUCGUCUUGAACAAAACAAAACCAAUGCUGAUAUCAGUUUACUCAAUAUCAACCAACAAGUUAGCGCAUUAUGUUGUGGCUCUUUAGAUGACAGUCAACGAGACAUGUUGUUUGUUGGUACUCAAACUAAUUUGUUGGCUUACGAUGUGGAAAAUAAUUCAGACCUUUUCUAUAAAGAGGUUCCAGAUGGUGUAAAUUCUCUUCUUGUUGGAAAUGUGGGUACAAAUCCUACUCCAUUGGUUUUGGCUGGGGGUAAUUGCUCAAUUCAAGGAUUUGACUCAGAAGGAAGUGAUGAGUUUUGGACAGUGACAGGUGAUAAUGUUUGUUCAUUAGCUCUUGUUGAUUUUGAUAGUGAUGGUAACAAAGAACUACUUGUUGGUUCAGAAGACUUCGAUAUCCGAGUUUUUAAAGAUGAUGAGAUCAUUGCAGAAAUGACAGAAACAGAGGCUGUUACUUCACUGCAUGCAUUAUAUGGUAGCAGAUUUGGUUAUGCUCUAUCAAACGGUACAGUUGGAGUUUACGAUAGAAGUGCUCGUUACUGGAGGAUAAAAUCAAAAAAUCAAGCUGUAACCAUCCACAGUUUCGAUUUAGAUGGAGAUGGUGUACCAGAACUUGUGACUGGGUGGUCUAAUGGAAAGGUGGAUGCAAGAAGCGAUCGUACUGGAGAAGUUGUGUUCAAAGACAACUUGAGCACUGCUGUUUCAGCUGUUUUGGAUGCUGACUACCGAAUGGAUGGUAAAGACCAGUUGGUCGUUUGCUCGAUGGAUGGAGAAGUGAAGGGAUUUGUUCCCACGGUAUCCGAAAAUAAACAACCGGUCGUCGAUUUGACGGUACAACAAGAUGCAUUGCGAGAGCUGACUCAACGAAAGCAAAACCUGUUGCUCGAGAUAUCAAACUAUGAAGAAAAUAGCAGAGUGGCUGUUAAACUGGAAAGUGGUCAAAGUAUGCCGUCCAACUACGGCUUGAUACCAGCAAAUACACAGCUGCAGACAUCGUUACAUGUUGUGGCCGGCAGCGAAGAAUGCCCAGCUUACGUGGAAUUGACCGUCCGAACGACAAACGAGACUGUUGUACGAUGUGUGAUGAUCUUCGCUGAAGGUAUAUUUGAUGGUGAAAGUUUUGUCAUUCAUCCUCAACAAAACGAACUUUCAAACAUGCUUCAAAUACCCAUCUACCCACCUCGUGAUAUUCCUGUCGACCUGCAUAUCAAAGCUUUUGUGGGAUACAAAAACAGCCAACAAUACCACGUAUUUGAAUUAACGAGGCAGUUACCAAGAUUUUCACUGUAUGAGAUAUGUCCAGAAGGGUACACAGAACCGAAGUCCUUUGUCAAAUUUGAUGUCAACGAAAGAGUCAACAGGGUGGUGUUAUGGGCCAAUCAAAACUUUUUGCUCACGAACGAAAUCACCGCAACAGGAGGAGAACUGGACAUGAAAUUUUUAUCAGCUCGUACUCAACUACCAAUUCACAUCACCAUGUCAUCGCAGGGACAGGUAAUCAUUCGAACGGAUGAUAUCGGCUUGGCUGGUGAUAUUAUACAAAACUUAGCUUCAUUCUUGGCCAUAGAGGAAUUGCAAUCUCUGGCCGAAUUUCCAGACCAUAUGGAAGAAUUGAAAUCAACCUUAGUAAAGGUUGAUGAACUACACAAUGUGUGUAAGCAACUUACAGCUGAAAUGGCUGAUCACUCCAAUCUUAUUCGAAGUUUGGUCGUUCGAAGUGAAGACGCUGGAUUGCUUUUCGAUAUGAAAAAUAUGAAACGUAGUUAUAUGGAGCUGUUUGAUUUAAAUCGAGACUUGAUCAACGGUUACAAAAUACGUUGCACAAACCAUGAGGAGUUGUUGAAAUGUUUGAAAGUUGUCAAUCAGACUAUACAGAAAGCCGGAAACCUACGAGUUGGCAAAUCAAAAACACACGUCAUCUCUGCAUGUCGAAGCGCUAUCAAAACUAACGACGACGUCGCACUUAUCAAAAUCAUCCGACACGGAACGACAAGUAGUUGAGACACUGCACGGGAAUUUGGUUUCAUAAAAAGAAAUUUAACGUGAACAUACAGCCCGCUUGCAUCAAUAAAAUAGAAAAUUUUUAACAUGAUAAAAGAGUUUGUAUAUAGACGUUUUUUCUACGUUUUUUUGUGCAAUGAUGAGGGAAAUAAAUGAAAUUUCUCGUUUUGGAUGAAGUGCGCGAAUUAGUUCGGUGAGAAAAUUCAUCACUGUCAUCCAUAAAAUAUUGUAGUUUUUAAAAGCACUUUAGACAUUCGAAUGGCCAAUUUUUUUUAAAGUGUAUAAAUUUAAAACAACAUCGUCUUCGAGUAAAUAUGAUAUCUGUAGAUACUUUGUGAAUAACACGAAAUGAGAUUAUAUAUCAAAAUAUAUGUACGAGGUUUUUAAGUUUUUUUUCUUAUUUAUUAUUUAUAAUGGUCAAAUAAAUGUGUUUUUAAAACGUAUUGAACAUUUUUAUGUAAAUAACAUGUUUGUAGGCAUUCUGUAAAGCUUCUCUGA
This is a messenger RNA of Hydractinia symbiolongicarpus, 2763 nucleotides long. RefSeq names its product Bardet-Biedl syndrome 2 protein-like. Gene Ontology annotation, biological process: non-motile cilium assembly. Gene Ontology annotation, molecular function: protein binding. The transcript has 20 exons. Gene Ontology annotation, cellular component: neuron projection; membrane; motile cilium. Bases 106 to 2265 code for a protein of 719 amino acids. The record is from RefSeq and is a predicted model, not a curated record. Lineage: Eukaryota; Metazoa; Cnidaria; Hydrozoa; Anthoathecata; Hydractiniidae.